AGUGAGGGAUUUCUCCUCAACACACCCACAGUGCACAGCAGGUCUCUGCCCGCAGCCAGAACCUCCUCCGACAUGGCGAGCAGCAGGGCCCAGAGCGCCUCCACCCAGAUCUGCACCGAAGUGAGUUUUUUUCAACGUCUGGAGCCUGAUAACACAGAGAGUCAUGAGGAUUCCAGAGAAUACUGCUAUGGUCUGCAAAUCUAUGGAGGCUACCACCCUGUACAUGUUGGGGAUGUUUUUAACAAAAGGUACCAGGUUCUAUCCAAGCUGGGCUGGGGCUACUUCGCUACAGUGUGGCUCUGUGUGGACCUCAGGUCCGGCAAGCAUGUAGCAGUUAAGAUCCUGAAGAGUGGCUCUGGCUUCACCCAGGCAGGCCAAGACGAGCUAACACUACUUCGCUGCGCGAGUGGUCCCGCAGGCCGCCACCCUCAGAGAGACCGCAUUGUGCAGUUGCUGGAUGAGUUUAAGAUAGCAGGUGUUAAUGGCGUCCACAUGUGUUUGGUCCUGGAGCUGCUGGGGCCAGACUUGCGUUGUUGGCAGGUGUGUUUUGGGAAGCCUGGUCUCUCGCUCGCCUGCGUCAGAAGCCUCAUCACUCAGGUUCUUGAGGGUCUCGACUACCUGCAUACCAACUGUAAGAUCAUCCACACGGACGUCAAGCCAGAGAACAUUCUGCUCUGCCCGUGCCGGCAGCCUUCGACUUGUAAAACAGACAUCAAGGGAAGACAAGGUAACAUUUCGGUGAAGAUUGCAGACCUCGGUAGCUCCUGCUGGGUGUACAAGCAUUUCUGUGAAGAGAUCCAAACUCGGCAAUAUCGCUCGCUAGAAGUUCUGCUGGGCUCUGAUUAUGGCCCCCCUGCUGACAUCUGGAGUGUAGCCUGCAUGGCUUUCGAGCUAGCCACUGGUGACUCUUUGUUUGAGCCCAAAGCCGGGAAGAACUUUUCUUUAGAAGAAGAUCACCUUGCACAUAUCAUUGAGCUCAUGGGAAAGAUCCCUGCGUCAGUGGCUCUGUCUGGUAAAUAUUCAUCUGAGUACUUCAACCACAAAGGAGACCUCCAGAGAAUUCCCAUCCUUCGUCCAUGGGGGUUGUAUGAUGUCCUGGUGGAGAAAUAUCACUUCCUUCUCCAAGAGGCCUCUCUCUUCUCUGACUUCCUGCUCCAGAUGCUGGACUUCCUGCCAGAACGGAGGCCAACGGCAGCUCAGUGUCUUCAACACACGUGGCUAAAACUGUGACUGUACACGUCACCUUUGACCUAUUUCUUCCUUUAAUAUAGUGAUUGGGUUGAUAACGGAAUUUCACAUUGUUUUGCCUUAGCAAAUUGCUCGUAUUUGGUUGUGAUGCUUAUAUUAAAAAAAUAAUAAUAAAACAGGUUUUUAUGUUUGACAGAUGAUUGAACAAGAUUUCAGACUUCAUCAUGUAAACAACAAAGUUCAGGUAGCACUGGAUUUUUAAAGCUGACUGCUUUGUGUAACAUUGAUAUUUUGGAGAUCAACUAGAAGACAUGACCAUAUACAUUCCACAUAUUAAACAUGACAUUUUUUGUUUUAAUUGUGUCAUAUAACAAAUUUUAAGAGAUUAUACAGUGUUGUUGAGGUAUUUUGUUUCUUUACUGGACAAUACUGGUUAAUCUUGGUGCCAAGAUAUUUCUCUUUGGUUAUUUAACCAACCUACUGUUAUUACUUCAGCUAACUAUGUGCUAAUUUUGAAUAAUAUACAAUGAAUAUAUGAAAAAAAUGA
Electrophorus electricus (electric eel) is the source of this 1735-nucleotide messenger RNA. RefSeq names its product SRSF protein kinase 3. The record is from RefSeq and is a predicted model, not a curated record. Gene Ontology annotation, cellular component: nucleus; cytoplasm. Lineage: Eukaryota; Metazoa; Chordata; Actinopteri; Gymnotiformes; Gymnotidae. Gene Ontology annotation, biological process: intracellular signal transduction; spliceosomal complex assembly; regulation of mRNA processing. Gene Ontology annotation, molecular function: protein serine/threonine kinase activity; ATP binding.